UGGCGUCCACGUGAUAGUACACUGGGCUAUGUUUCUUCUGUUUGUUCCAAAAUCUGCGAAGAAGCAGCGGCAGAUUUUGAGUGUGGGAGUAGCCCAUAUGGGAGGAACCCGGUCGUAAAUCCAGUGGCAACGCAAUGUAUUGCUAGCUUGCCAUCUCUGUUGGCGUAAACAGGAGUUCUCAGAUUGAUGCUACUUUUAAACACGUUCAUGGUAUAACACCGUUAGCAGAAGACGCAAUCUUUCAGGAGAUGGCGUUGUGGGCGCAGACACAGCAGCUUCAGGGGGAGGCUUUGCACCAGAUGCAGUCUCUCUAUGACCAGCACUUCCCCAUCGAGGUCCGCCACUACCUGGCCCAGUGGAUCGAGGCUCAGCCCUGGUGAGAGAGGCGCUGAGGAUGCUGUUGACCAUGAAAACACACAGGAGGAGUUCAAAGCCAAGCGCUUGUUGGAAAGUCUGAUUCAGGAGCUGCAGAAGAGGGCAGAGCAUACGGUGGGAGAGGAUGGUUUCCUGCUCAAGAUCAAACUGGGCCACUACGCCACCCAGCUUCAGAACACGUAUGACCGCUGUCCCCUGGAGCUCGUUCGCUGCAUCAAGCACAUCCUGUGCACGGAGGAGAGACUGGUGCAGGCUACUAAUAAUGUGAACUCUAGCAGGGGUGGGGUGGUGGACAGCACAUCUCAAAAGUACCAGCAGAUCAACCAGACGUUUGAGGAGUUGCGUGUGAUGACUCAGGACACGGAGAACGAGCUGCGCAAGCUUCAGCACAGCCAGGAGUACUUCAUCAUUCAGUACCAAGAGAGCCUGCGGAUACAGGCUCAGCUGACUAAUCUGUCCACCCUCAACCCGGCUGAGCGCGUGCAGAGAGAGACGACCCUGCAGAGCAAGCGCACCACGCUGGAAGGCUGGCUCACGCGCGAGGCCAACACGCUGCAGAAGUUCCGACAGGACCUGGCUGAGAAGCAGCAGAACACGCUGGCUCUGUUACGGAAACAGCAGACGGUGGUUCUAGACGACGAGCUGAUUCAGUGGAAGAGACGUCAGCAGCUUGCCGGGAACGGCGGACCUGCAGAGGGCGGACUAGAUGUACUGCAGUCCUGGUGUGAGAAGCUUGCUGACAUGAUCUGGCAGAAUCGUCAGCAAAUCCGGCGGGUGGAGCAUCUGACCCAGCAGCUACCCAUCCCAGGGCCCACUGAGGACCUCCUCAAGGAACUCAACGCCACCAUCACUGACAUCAUAUCCGCUUUAGUCACCAGCACCUUCAUCAUAGAGAAGCAGCCUCCUCAGGUCCUGAAGACUCAGACCAAGUUUGCAGCCACAGUGCGGCUGCUGGUGGGGGGCAAACUCAACGUGCACAUGAACCCCCCGCAGGUCAAGGCCACCAUCAUCAAUGAGCAGCAGGCCAAAGCUCUGCUCAAGAACGAGAGCACCAGAAAUGACAGCAGUGGGGAGAUCCUGAAUAAUAACUGUGUGAUGGAGUACCACCAGACCACAGGCACCCUCAGCGCACACUUCAGAAACAUGUCUCUGAAACGUAUAAAACGGUCGGACAGGCGUGGGACUGAGUCCGUGACUGAGGAGAAAUUUACGAUUCUGUUUGAGUCACAGUUCAGCGUGGGGGGAAAUGAACUCGUCUUUCAUGUCAAGACUUUGUCUUUGCCUGUGGUGGUGAUUGUUCAUGGAAGUCAAGACAACAAUGCUACAGCCACCGUGCUUUGGGACAAUGCUUUUUCUGAGCCGGGAAGGGUGCCCUUCGUGGUGCCUGACAAGGUGUUGUGGCCACAACUCUGUGAGGCUCUGAACAUGAAGUAUAUAGCGGAAAUGCAGAGCAGCCGGGGCCUGUCGGAGGAGAACCUGGUCUUCCUGGCUCAGAAGGGCUUCAACAGCGCGAGUGUCAACGCAGAGGACUACCGCAACAUGAACAUGAGCUGGUCCCAGUUCAACCGGGAGAGUUUACAAGGCCGGAACUUCACCUUCUGGCAGUGGUUUGAUGGCGUAAUGGAGCUGAUGAAGAAACACUUGAAGGCCCACUGGAAUGAUGGGGCAAUCCUCGGCUUUGUAAACAAGCAGCAAGCACAGGACAUGCUGAUGUCCAAACCCAACGGUACCUUCCUCCUGCGCUUUAGUGACUCUGAGAUCGGGGGCAUCACCAUCGCGUGGGUGGCAGAGAACCCCAACAAAUCUGGUGAGAGGAUGGUGUGGAAUCUGAUGCCCUUCACCAGUAAAGACUUCUCCAUCCGCUCCCUGGCUGACCGCAUCAGUGAUCUCAACCACCUGCUUUUCCUCUACCCUGCCCAGCCCAAAGAUGAGGUCUUCUCCAGAUACUGCACACCUCCUCUGUCAAAGGCAGUAGAUGGCUAUGUCAAACCAGAGAUCAAACAAGUCGUCAAAGUGGAGUUCUCGUCCCCUAACCCUGAGCCGCCUCCUGGCACUCCCUCCUUCAUGGACCACACAGUCUCUCCCACCAUUAGCCAGCCACAGACCUUUAACCUCUACCCACCAGUGAGUGACUCUAUGCUGGAUGCAGACGGGGACUUUGACCUGGACGAGACCAUGGAUAUGGCACGGCAGGUGGAGGAGUUCCUGAGGCAGCCCAUGGAGACUCGCUGGGGAGGGCAGCAGUCUUGACCCUAUGCUAACACACCCACGUCCACACAUCAGCACCACGCACAUACAUGCAUCGCCCCACUGUCAACCCCAACCGUCUUCCUCUACUGAAAGACCUGUUUUACCUACAUCCACUGACUGACUCACAUCCUAGUCCUGUCCUGUGCACAUCACACCACACAAUCUCCUUAAACACUCUUCCUUUCUCUACCCAUUUACCCCACCCACUCCUUGAGUAAUCAGUGUCCAGUCCUCCUCUCCUGUCCCCUCUCCUCUCUACAACACAACUCACGCAAUUGGCUGUUUCCAUUGGAAUUCCAAUUGUUUUUCUUCUGUUGUUUUGAUGUGCUAUGAGAUCCUAUGUAAUGGUGGAGAACUGGUGUAAUGAUCUCUGGUUUGUUGCAAUGACUUUGACAGUGAUGUCAUGAAAAGGGAAAACAACAAAAGGAGACAAGACCUUGAGGACCACGCUACCUUCAGGAGUCAACAUGCCUUUAAAGUUAGUUACAUUGCUAGGAUCAACAAACGUGUAUGCUAUGCAACACCAUUUAUAUUUACAGCUGGGCUGGUACUUAUCUGUGUAGUCAUCCACCUCAGUCAUCGCCGCCAUAUUGCCAAUAACAGUUUGCCUCAUCUCCAUUUCACCUCCAUUUUAAACUCAAAUCUGGAGCAACUCAAAACUUAGCACUUCCCUCUUUCUCUUAACAGAGUAUUAGUUUUUAUCUCAAGUACCACUUCAUAUAGUCCAGAGCUCUUCCUCUCUCUUCACCUCUUCCUGUGUGCCUUGAGAACGUAAGUUUGUCAAAUACCAAAACCAAAGUCUAGUUUUCUGAUAACUGCCCGUUACAUGUGUCCGUUUCUCAGAGUACUCGGCAUUGUUCAGUAGAAAAAUAUCCUUUAACUAUUUUUGAAAUAAAUUCCAGUUUGUUUCACGAUUGGAUACGAUUGGAGUGGAGAGUAGUGCAACAUCUCCCUCCAGAGGCCGGAAGGUGCAGACCUAUGGCUUUCCCUGCCUGGUGUUGACCCACAAGAAUCUACACCUAGUUUGUGCUGGAGUUGUGUCCCAGAUAGGCUUGGAUACCAGUACCAUUAAUUAUAAGCUGCACCACCAGCUCUUCACGCAAAUGACCAGUCAUUGGCUAGAUGGUGUGUUCCACUAGGAGCAGUCCAUUGGCUAGAUGGUGUGUUCCACUAGGAGCAGUCCAUUGGCUAGAUGGUGUGUUCCACUAGGAGCAGUCCAUUGGCUAGAUGGUGUGUUCCACUAGGAGCAGUCCAUUGGCUAGAUGGUGUGUUCCACUAGGAACAGUCCAUUGCAGCAGCAGUGCCACUGGGUAAAGCUGUGCUCAAAGCUAAUGCCUGCCACCUGUGCUUUAUAUGUUCCCAGCCCACUACGCAAGGUGCACAAUCAGAGUAAUCAAAUAACUGAACUUAUUGUUAUGACAACCAAUUAUUUAAUAAUUGUGAACAUAUUUAAUGUGUCUCUCAGCCCCAAGUUUUCUGUGAUGUUCUGAUUCUGUCUCAUCUUUCCUGUUGUACUGUACUCCGCUCUUUCCUUUCCUUGAACUGGAAUUGUUUAUUUCUUAUGAACACACCAUUCCUUGAUAUGUCCCGCUUGUGUGGGUCAUCUGUGGUUCGCCCCCCUUACGGUUACGGUUUUCAAACUCACCGCUUGUAUACACCUCAGGACAAUGCUGAUGACCAACGUGGAUGUAAGAUACAUUUCCCCCAAAAAGUUACUCUAUUAGCUCAGUGCUAUCUAUAUGAAAUAAUUGUACCUAUUGAAAUCAUAUUUUACUAACACAAUGCCUUUUACAAUAGUGAUAACUGUUUUUAUGGUUGAAAAAGUCAAUCAGAUCAGAUGGCUGUUUUAUUCUUUUGGGAGAAUGUUGUUUUCUCCAUUGUUUUGUACGUCAUUGUUUGUAUCCUUUGUAACAGUUUUUAUGUUGUUUUUGUCAGAACAUCGUGAAUUAUAUCAGAGAUUGUGUUA
Messenger RNA from Clupea harengus (Atlantic herring), 4591 nucleotides. RefSeq names its product signal transducer and activator of transcription 5B-like. Gene Ontology annotation, molecular function: DNA binding; DNA-binding transcription factor activity. The record is from RefSeq and is a predicted model, not a curated record. Gene Ontology annotation, biological process: signal transduction; regulation of DNA-templated transcription. NCBI's taxonomy places the organism in Eukaryota, Metazoa, Chordata, Actinopteri, Clupeiformes, Clupeidae.